AUGGCUACUUUAUCACCGCUAAAAGUAACAAUUAUCACAUGUACAGCGGUUGUCGUAGUUUUUAAGCUGCCUAGAUGGAUUAGAACAAUUCGCCGUAAAGGACUCAAGCAAAUAGUCGUCCAAAAACUUUCUCGUUUUCUCUUAAAGUUCGAAUACUUCAAGAAACAGUUUGACUCAAAAAAUGAAGAAGCAAAAGAAUCAGUCCAAAGCGUUUUGCUUGCCCACCGUGAAAAUCCAAUUUUUACUCUUCCUGAGCAUGGCCUUGACCCUCAAAUAAUCCUCGAAAGACUCCACAAAUGGGCAGAAAGAGAUCUUGAGUUCCAAAAAGGAGGCAGAAUAUCAGGUGCGGUAUACCAUGGAGGAAAAAAUCUUCAGCUAUUAGCUGCAGAAGCCAUGAAAUCUUUUACAAUCAGCAACCCUUUGCAUCCUGAUAUUUUCCCUGCUGUCAGACAAAUGGAAAGCGAAAUAGUCCAAAUGACUGUUAAUUUGUUUAAUGGAGGCCCAAAUGCUUGUGGGAUUUUAACACAAGGAGGCACUGAAAGUUUGCUGCUGGCAAUGUUAGCUUAUAGAGAAUGGGGAAGAAGAAGGGGUAUAACUGAGCCAGAAAUUAUUGCUCCUGUAACUGUUCAUGCUGCUGUAGAAAAAGCGGCGUUUUAUUUUGGGAUGGAAUUGGUUCAUGUGAGAAUGGGGCCUGAUUAUAAGGUAGAUAUUAGGGAAGUCAGGAGAAAUAUUACAAGUAAUACGGUUGUUAUUAUAGGAAGUGCUCCAAAUUAUGCGAAUGGGAUUAUAGAUGAUCUUCAAGAAUUAGGGAGAUUAGCAUUAAGAUAUAAAAAGAAUUUCCAUAUUGAUGCAUGCUUAGGAGGAUUUCUGCAUCCUUUUCUGAAGGAAGCUGGGUAUGAUAUCCCUGCAUGCGAUUUCUCAGUUCCUGGUGUAACCUCAAUUUCUUGCGACCCUCAUAAGUAUGGAUACACUCCUAAAGGAGUUUCAUGCCUUAUGUUUGCAAACCCAGAGCUCAGAAAAUUCAGUUAUUUCACAUCUGCAGGGUGAACUGGAGGAGUUUAUGUAACCCCUACUCUUUCAGGAAGCAGAACUGGCUGCAUAUCUGCAGGUGCCUGGGCCACUAUCUUAAGUAUGGGCCGCAACACAUAUAUUGAAUGUGCAAAAGCUAUAAUGGACGCAGCAAGCUACAUAAAGAGAGAAAUUGUAAAAGUCCCUCACCUAGAACUUAUGGGUGACCCAGUUAUGAGCAUCAUUGGGUUUACCUCAAAAACUAUUAAUAUAUGGGCACUUGUCUCAAUAAUGAGCAAAAUUGGAGGCUGGGGACUAAAUGCUACACAAAGCCCACCUGGAGCUCACUUUUGUGUGACUUAUGCUAAUGCUUCACAAGCUGAGCAGUUCAUUCAAGAUCUUUAUAAAGCUGUUGAAGAAGUCGAAAAGUGUGCAGACAUGAGCGCCUAUCAAACUUGCCAAUUAUAUGGACUAAUUGCUGAAUUUCCGGACAAAACAAUUAUUGGAGAUAUUUUAACAAACUACGCAGAUUGCUUAUUUACCGCUUAA
Messenger RNA from Blepharisma stoltei, 1557 nucleotides. NCBI's taxonomy places the organism in Eukaryota, Ciliophora, Heterotrichea, Heterotrichida, Blepharismidae. The record is from the annotation of a GenBank genome assembly.